This is a messenger RNA of Durio zibethinus, 1889 nucleotides long. Its product is annotated as beta-glucuronosyltransferase GlcAT14B-like. Gene Ontology annotation, molecular function: glucuronosyltransferase activity. The record is from RefSeq and is a predicted model, not a curated record. Gene Ontology annotation, cellular component: membrane. NCBI's taxonomy places the organism in Eukaryota, Viridiplantae, Streptophyta, Magnoliopsida, Malvales, Malvaceae.
AAAUCAUAGAUCCCAAUUCAUUAACCCCUAAAUUAAUCUUUCCUAAAUUCCACCACUGCCAAAAUACUUUCCUUUCUGGUAUCUAACACGGGCAAGAAAAAAGAAACCUGUCUUAACUCCUAACACAGGGCUUUCUUUCGUUCUUUCCUUCAAUCCAAACAAGAGAAAAGAAGAGAAAACCAAAAAGAAAUGAAGAGAUUAAAAACUUAUUACAUGCAAUUUCGUCACAACAAUAACCAAGCAAUGGAGCGUAAAUGGAUCUUCCCAUUAGCUGUUGGCUCCAUUGUUUCCUUAUUUUUACUCUUCUUAACAACCUUAACCUCUUUUGAUGGCUCCCCGUUUCUUUUCUUCUACCGCUCCUCCGCCAUAAUCGGCGGCUCCUCCCCUUUCGUGGAGAACCAACUAAAACCCAUCCCUAUCUCCACACUCCCUCCGCCUCCCCGCUUCGCGUACCUCAUUUCCGGCUCCGCAGGCGACGGUCGGAUGCUGAGAAGGAGCCUUUUAGCCCUUUACCAUCCCUUGAAUCAAUACGUAGUUCAUCUUGACGGGGAAGCUAGCGUUGAAGAGAGGCUCGAUCUGGAGAAGUUUGUGAAAGAUCAUCAAGUGUUUAACAAAGUUGGGAAUGUUAGGAUGAUUGUGAAAGCUAAUUUGGUUACUUAUAGAGGACCUACUAUGGUUGCUAAUACGCUUCAUGCUGCUGCAAUUUUGCUGAAAGAAGGUGGAGAUUGGGAUUGGUUUAUUAAUCUUAGUGCUUCUGAUUAUCCCCUUGUUACCCAAGAUGAUCUGUUACACACAUUUGCAUACUUGCCAAGGGAUCUGAAUUUCAUUGAUCAUACAAGCAAUAUUGGGUGGAAAGAGUUUCAGAGGGCUAAGCCAAUUAUUAUAGAUCCAGGGUUGUAUAGUAUGAAAAAAGCUGAUGUAUUUUGGGUUACUCAGAGGAGAAGUGUGCCAACUGCAUUCAAACUCUUUACUGGUUCUGCUUGGAUGGCACUUUCUCGCCCUUUUAUUGACUAUUGCAUUUGGGGAUGGGACAACCUACCUCGAACAGUCCUCAUGUACUAUGCAAACUUUUUAUCUUCUCCGGAAGGUUACUUUCACACUGUCAUUUGUAAUGCUCAAGAGUUCCGUAACACUACAGUAAACAGUGAUCUCCAUUUUAUAUCAUGGGAUAACCCUCCUAAGCAGCAUCCUCAUCACCUCAAGCUUGCUGACAUGCAACGGAUGAUCGACAGCAAUGCCCCUUUUGCGAGAAAGUUCCCUCAGGAUGACCCAGUUCUUGACAAAAUCGACUCUGAACUCUUGUCUCGGGGCAAAGAAAUGUUUACUCCAGGUGGUUGGUGUGUAGGAAGUGGGAAAAAUGGGACUGAUCCUUGUUCUGUUGUUGGUAAUACAACAGUCCUCAGGCCUGGCCCCGGAGUGAAAAGGUUGGAAACUUUGGUCAGCUCUCUUCUUUCCAACGACAAUUUUAGACCGCGGCAAUGCAAAUAAUACCAAAGGAAAGUUGCUGAGAGAGACACUAAUGCCCAUUGAGGUUGGAUUAUACUUAUAUCAGAAGAUGGAGAUGAUGCAAUCCAGUGUUUCAGUGUUCCUUCUGGUAAGGGUUGGAAAGAAUUAUAAAAGUAUACAUGUGAUCUCUCUGAUUUUAUAUAUUACCACAAUUAAGAUGGAUUCACUGAUGGCUAUAAAGUAUGGAGCUGUGAUGAAAGAUGGGUUUACAAUUGUGGAAAUGGGUGGUUGAUGCCCCACACUGAAAUCUUAAAUCUUUUUUGUAGUGUUAUGUAACUAUCACAUAUCCAAGAAAAGUGUUAAUUUUUCUUUCAUUUUUUUUUCAUUUUUUCGAUAUUAAUUCAAGAAGUUUCUUAAUUAAAUUAAUUAAUAAAAAAGAUGGU